AUGCCUAUUUUCCAGGACGAUCUCGAACCCGACCGCCAUCGUCAUCCCGGCCGACCGAGCCCGCUACAACGAGAACCUACGUCUUCGGUCCUGAGACGUCUUUCCGAAGAGAGCUUACCCACGGAGCUGUGUGAAGGGCCGGUCCCCAAUGAUCCAACACGACCAACGACACCGAGGAUAGACGAGGAGGCUGCCAUUUCUUGCCGAGCUGAGCUGAUUGAAAGGCUGAAGAGGGGAGAGAGCCCGACUUGGAUCCCAAACCGCCAUCUUGAGUCCAUCCUCCAACGUCGCGAUAGCCCUACUCACAUACGUACUUCGCCCGAGUCACCGAAACUCUUACCUCCGGUCCAGAUCACCCCCGAGAAAGUCGACCCUGGGACCGAGAAUGCUGUACAAGAUAGGCUGCAGGACGGCUUGAACAUCGAAAGACCAAGGUCGGCCCUUCACAGCGGGGAUUUUACACAUGACCAAGCGGAACAGGACAGACCAUCGAGUAUUCUAAACCGGCAGCGAGUCGAGAGCCAGCUGGCCUCAGAAUCAUCCUGGAUUGCAACUUCACCGCCCCGGGAUUUCACACCAUUCAACUUUGAGCGGAGGAUCCCGUUCCAGAGUGAUGCUGGCAGUUUCAGGUCUGUCACUGCGUCGCCGCUAUCGGCAUCUCUUUCGUCGAGCUUCGCCUACCACCCGCCUACGAGUCCGCUAGUACAAUCAGAAAGUAAUGAUGAGUUGGAUUUCUCCAUGGCCCCAAGGAGCCUCGAUGUGCCGUCUAGGGAGUUAAAUCGGAGACUCUCUGCACUCAACUCGGCCGGUUCGUCACCGUUUACCUCGCCUUCUCCACUGGGUGGUUCAAGGUUAUCUUUUGGCAGACGAGAUGGUUCACUGCCUUGGCAGGCCCAUCAGCCUCGAAGAUCUUUGACUUCCACUCCUACUUUCGCUUUACAUGGAACGCCCCCCCAGACAUCGGCAGUAUUCCGUGCAAGACGACCCUCUUUCGGGCCGGAUUCGUCACCAAUCCAGCAUGCAUCCAUGGUUGGCUCAUACGAAGAAAGCAUUCUACGUGGUCGAAUGUCCACAACGCCGUCAAAGCCUUUUGAUUUCACUGCUCAGAUUGGAGUUCUCGGCAAGGGGAGAUGCAAAUCCUGCCUCCGCUGUCCACCACACGUUUCGCUUCCCUUCGCUGCUGUAUACUACAGCUACAGUAAUACGGCUCAUGGUAGAUCUCGGUCUGACGAUGGGCCAAGCCCGUACGUUGGUCAGAUUGAUCUGGAAAAUGGUUUACCUAAUUCAGAAGAGGAGUCAAGGUCUAAGAGAAAAGCGCACGGACGGUAUUUGGACCGACAGCCCAUCAACAAUCAGUCUGUCGAUACCCUGAUGCCUGAUUUCGAGCUUGACCAUGAUCGACCGGGAACAUCUCGGCCAAGGCGUCGUACAGGCUCCUCAAAGGCUCCUCCAGGGGGCAGUUACCGUAUUCCGGAAAAGGGGCAGAUCCAAAUCAUCAUCAAGAACCAAAACAAAACGGCUGUCAAAUUAUUCUUGGUCCCGUAUGACUUGACUGGCAUGGAACCCGGUACCAAGACAUUUGUCCGGCAGCGUAGUUACUCUGCCGGACCUAUCAUAGACCAUAUUCCCAAUCUCAGCGAAACGGAUGCGCAGAGUCGCCCCAUGCUCAGAUAUCUUGUUCAUUUGCAUAUUUGCUGCCCUUCCAAGAGUCGAUUUUACUUGUACAAAAGUAUUCGCGUCGUAUUUGCCAACAGGGUGCCUGAAGGGAAAGAAAAGCUCCGGAAUGAAACCACAUGGCCAGAGCCCAGGUUUACACCAUAUAAACCCAUCAGAGUUAUGCAUCCACCGCUUAACAUGUCUUCCGGGCCAGGUUCCAUGUUAGUAGCAGACAAGGCCUUCCGACGCCGGAGUCUGGGAAUUACUUUCGGCGGAGCCUCGUCCCGAGCGUUCGACAUGGUCGACGGCUUUGACUCUAGUGGUGGCGGAAACACCCUGCCCAUCGAGCCCAUCCCCUUUCGGCUACCCUCUCAAGGUCGAGGAGACAGCGACACGAGCAACUCGGCCAGCAACCCAGCGGCUGGGCCACGCUCGCCGGAAUCUUCUCAAGCAAGCCGCCCAUCUACCAAGGACUCAGCAGGACUGGGUGUCUGGGAUGCUAGUGGUGACGACACUGGUUCACCGUACGAGAAGCUAAGUAGGGGAGAUUUCGGCUACGGGGGCUCCCCAUUCCUCGGCUUCUUCGGCAACGGGUCCCCGGGCGGAACAGAAGGCUUAUUAUCGCAACGACUUCGUUCGCUGGGCGUAAACAGGCCGCAGCCGCCAGAAUCAGCCGAGGACUUGGCAUGA
Molecule: messenger RNA, 2346 nt
Organism: Metarhizium brunneum ARSEF 3297
Lineage: Eukaryota; Fungi; Ascomycota; Sordariomycetes; Hypocreales; Clavicipitaceae
Source: RefSeq, a predicted model, not a curated record